Molecule: messenger RNA, 2059 nt
Organism: Thunnus maccoyii (southern bluefin tuna)
Lineage: Eukaryota; Metazoa; Chordata; Actinopteri; Scombriformes; Scombridae
Gene: pdia2
Product: protein disulfide isomerase family A, member 2
Exons: 11
Coding region: 59-1792 (577 amino acids)
Biological process (GO): response to endoplasmic reticulum stress; protein folding
Cellular component (GO): endoplasmic reticulum
Molecular function (GO): protein disulfide isomerase activity
Source: RefSeq, a predicted model, not a curated record
AUGUAUCAUUGGUGUCCAUACCUGAGCGGAGGUACCAGAGCAGCACAGACACGCUGACAUGAGGACGCGCAUGCUUGUAUCCAUAGCUCUGCUGGGCCUGCUGCUGUGGGCCUCCUGCAUCCAGGCCGACGACACAGACGAUGACCCGCAGACAGAAUCACAAGAAGACACAUCAAAGGAAGAGACACCAGGAGAGUCGGUGGAGGAGGAGGACGACGACGAUGAAACCGAAGAGGCGCCAAAGAAAGAGAAAACAACCGAGAUAGAGGAGGAGAAAGAUGUGAUGGUUCUCCACAUCUACAACUUUGCCAGAGCUCUCAGCGAGAACCAGUAUUUAUUGGUGGAGUUCUAUGCUCCAUGGUGUGGCCACUGCAAGCAGCUGGAGCCUCUUUAUGCCGAGGCUGCAGAGAAGCUGAAGAAGGAGGAACCAGCGAUAGGUUUGGCCAAAGUGGACGCCACAGAGGAGAAGGAGCUGGCUGAGGAGUUUGACAUCGGAAGCUUCCCUACUCUGAAACUGUUCAUCAACGGAGACCGCGAGCAUCCGGUCGAUUUCACCGGUAAGAGGUCAGUAGAGGGAAUAAUCCAGUGGUUGAAGCGUCGUACAGGACCCGGUGCUUCAGUCCUCGACACUGCGGACUCUGCAGCUCAGUUCAUCGAUGCCCAUAAUAUCUCUGUUGUAGGAUUCUUUGAUAGUCUGGAAAGUGAGGCUGCUAAGGUGUUCAAAGAGGUUGUGAUGGAUAUGACUGACGUGGAGUUUGCCAUGACAGCAACUCCUGAGGUUUUCCAAAAGUAUGAAGUGAAAGACGACGCAGUGGUGCUCUUUAAAAAGUUUGAUGACGGCAGAGCAGACUUCGCGUUGUCAGAAGAGGGGGAGUUGGACAAAAGCAAUCUGACUGCCUUCAUCAAGCAGAACAGUCUGGCGCUCAUCAUCCCGUUCAGUCAGAAGACGGCAGAUAAGAUCUUCACCUCCAAAAUCACCCUGCACAACCUGAUGUUCAUCAACUCCACCGUGGAGCGGCAGACAGCCCUGGUGGAGGAAUUCAGGACUGUUGCCAAGGAGUUCAAGGGCAAGAUGCUGUUCAUUACGAUCGACGUGACAGAAGAUCUGGCUCAUGUGUUGACGUACUUCGGCGUGUCCGCGGAUGAAGCCCCCACUGUACGCAUCAUCAACAUGGAGACAGGGAAGAAAUUCACCAUCGCCGCCGGGGAUCUCUCAACUAAUUCACUGCGACAGCUGUGUCAGGAGGUCGUUGACGGCACUGCCAAGCCCUACUAUCGGACUCAGAAGAUCCCGGAGGACUGGAAUAAAGGCCCCGUCAAAGUACUGGUGGGAGAGAAUUUUGAGUCUGUUGCUCUGGACCAGACCAAGAACGUCUUUGUGGAGUUUUAUGCUCCAUGGUGUGGACACUGUAAGGAGCUGACUCCCAUCUGGGAACAGCUGGGUGAAAAGUACGACGACCAUGAUGACAUCAUCAUAGCCAAGAUGGACGCCACAGCCAAUGAGGUGGAGUCUAUUGACAUUCAAGGAUUCCCCACGCUCAAAUACUUCCCAGCUGGUGGCAAAGAGGUGGUCGACUACACUGGAAAAAGGGAUCUGGAGACCAUGUCAAAGUUCCUGGACGAUGGAGGAGUGUUGCCCAAGGAGGAAAGUGAUGAAGAUGACGAAGAUGAUGAAGAUGAGGACGAUGACGACGCUGAGGAUGCUGGAGAUGAUGAUGAUGAUGAUGAGAGCGAGGAGGCGGAUGAGUCUUCAGAGGUACCGACCAACACAACAUCUAAAGAUGAGCUGUGAUGUCAUUUAGGUCUCCGGCCUAUCAGGAUCAAUCUAGCAUCUUCCAAUUUUUCAUAAUAAAACUGAUUUGAGUUAUAAACAUGAAGGUGUUGUGUAUUUGUGACUGUUUUGAAUAAGCUUUAAACUCUGUUUAGGUUUGUCUUAAGAUUUGAUUUGAAAAUCUUGUUUAAAACAUUUUAUUCACAUAUGACUGAUAAAUAUUUAAUUUCUCUUUUCUGUAUGUCUCAUGAAGUAACAAAUCAGUAAAUAAAUUUAAUUUACCAUCUU